Debaryomyces hansenii CBS767 is the source of this 789-nucleotide messenger RNA. Its product is annotated as MBL fold metallo-hydrolase. The record is from RefSeq and is a predicted model, not a curated record. Bases 1 to 789 code for a protein of 262 amino acids. The transcript has a single exon. Lineage: Eukaryota; Fungi; Ascomycota; Pichiomycetes; Serinales; Debaryomycetaceae.
AUGACGAAAUUGAAUAUCACACAGGUCCGUAAUGCUACUCAAAUCAUAGAAUAUGCGGAUAAGAAGUUUUUGAUUGAUCCUCUUUUAGCUGAAAAGGGUGCAUAUCCAGGCUUUGAAGGGUGUGUUCGUAGUGAGAUUCGUAAUCCGACUGUGGAAUUGCCUAUUCCUGCAGAAGAUCUUAUCAAAGUUGAUGCUAUUAUUGUUACUCAUACUCACGCAGAUCACUGGGAUGAGGCAGCCAUCCGUCUCAUUCCAAAAGAGAUGACAAUUUAUGUACAAGAUAGGAUAGACGAAGCAACACUCCGUUCUCAAGGGUUCACCAACUUACACGUUCUUUCAGAAAUUAGUUGCUUUGAAGAUGUUUCUCUUAUCAAGACUGGUGGUCAACAUGGAAGUGAUGUCGCGUAUGCUGUUGACACAUUAGCCGAAAAGCUUGGUGAUGCUUGUGGUGUUAUUUUCAAACAUCCAAGAGAAAAAACACUCUAUAUCGCCGGUGAUACUAUCUGGAAUGACGAGGUAGAAAAUGUAUUAUCUACCCACAAGCCAGAUAUUGUUGUUCUCAAUGCUGGAUUUGCUCAAGUUAUUACCUUUGGUAGUAUUAUUAUGGGUAAGGAAGACAUUCUUCGUGCACAUGUUAUGUUACCUAACGCAAAAAUAGUUGCAACUCAUAUGGAAGCUAUUAACCAUUGCAUUCUUACUCGUAAGGAGCUCAGAGAUUAUGUUGAAGAUCAUAAAAUUUCUGAGUCCGUUCUCAUCCCUGAAGAUGGUGAAACUAACAGCUUUAAGUGA